CAAUGGACCAUCUCAAAGCAACGAUGGCAAACUACGAAUCAAGACUCAGAGCACCGCCAACGAGGAGGUGAAUCAGGCUAUCAUCAUCAGUGGGAAGCAAGAACUUGCCCCGACACGAAUGAGCACCGGCUCCGUUCCUUGUCGUUUAGUUCUUGAUCCAGACCAUGAAAGUGUUGGAGUCCCGUGAAGCCUUUUCAAGAGAGGGAAAGAAGAGGAAGGGCGUGCCAGUGCCACAGGGUAAGGCGCCUACGCGCUUGCUUCGCCACGUGUGCUCCGAUCACUUUCCAAAGAACGCGAACCGAUUUUUUGCUAGACACGACUUCCUGCUUCAGUCCAAGCCUCGCAAUGAGAUGGUUGCUUUAAUCUCGCCAGAUCUCCAUGAGGAUGACCUCCAGCUUCCUCCUCGCAAACGUACCCGUAUAGAUGAUUCCCCAACUUCAUCAAAAACCGCCUCUCCCCGAAUAUUCGCGCCGUUCCGUGCUCUUGGACUUGUCACGAACCAUAUACCAUUCGUGCUGCAAACCCGUUCUUUCAAAGGGUCUACUGAAGGUCCACGGAUACACCUUCUGACAUGCUUAGGCAGGUCAUGGGCUAUGUGGGAGGGCGGAAAAAUGACUCUGCUAUUUGUCGUUUACAGGCCCUGAUGAAGCUGAGCAAAUUUCGUUUAUGGCCGUCGACGGGAACAAUGUUUGGGCGGCUGCUGGACCGGAUGUUGUGAAAUACAUUCGAGGGAAGGAGAUUGCAAGACUGAAGAAUCCUCUUGGGUCGCAUCUAUCCUUUAUCCUCGUAUUUGGUUCACAGUUAUUAGCAUUGACUGAGGAUGGAAACAGAAUGUUCGUGUGGGAUACCGGCAGUGAAGAGCUACAAGCCACGAUUACUUUCGAGGCCGGUUUUACCGCAACCUCUAUUCUCCAUCCAGCGACCUACCUUAACAAGGUACUGGUCGCAAGUAGUGAAGGUGCCCUUCAACUGUGGAACAUUCGAAAACAGACGCGGAUUCAUGUAUUCUCACCAUCAUCGCUUCUCACCCUUCCUGCCAACCAACAAAACAUACCCGCACCUGCCAUCACUGCCCUCUCACAAUCACCUGCGAUCGACGUUGUUGGAAUAGGCUUUGCUUCCGGCGAAAUCUCCGUUUACGACGUCCGAAUGGACGAGCGGUUGAUGAGAAUGUCAAUGCAAGACGGAGCUAUUAGAGCGUUGAGCUUCCGAACAGACAAUCACGCCGUACUGGCAUCUGGUUCGUCUACAGGGCAUAUAGCGUUGUGGGAUCUUAACAAUGGUGGCCGCUUACUUCACAUCAUCCGCGGUGCCCAUGAUGGCGCUGUCACUGCCGUUGAGUGGGUACCGGGACAGCCACUCUUAAUUAGCUCAGGAGAAGACAAUAGUGUUAAGCAAUGGGUGUUUGACUCACCUACAGCAGCUCCUCGGCUUCUAAAAUUCCGCUCUGGUCACCAUGCACCACCACAUCUGAUUCGUUACUACGGUGAUGAUGGAAAGCAGUUGCUUACCGCGUCAAGAGACCGAAGUCUACGAUGUACAAGUGUUGUUCGAGAUUCAAGAAGUUUCGAGCUAAGUCAAGGCUCCUUAGCCAAAAAGGCGACAAGCCUGUCCAUCCCUAUCGCAUCCCUCAAACUUCCCCCAAUUACCGCCCUAUCCUAUUCCUCUACACGGUCAAAAGACUGGGAUGACAUUCUCACUGCACACACGGACGAAGGAUUCGCCCGAACUUGGUCCAUGAAAGACAAAAAGCUAGGAAAGCAUAACUUCAGUGUUGCCCCGGAAAGCAAGAAGGCUCCUGCGACAGGUGCUGCGAAGGCUGUUUGGGUGACGGCGUGUGGGAACUUCGGCCUCGUCUCGUCCUCCACAGGCGUCAUCUACAUGUAUAACAUGCAAUCCGGUGCUCGGAGAAAAUCUUUCGAGUUGGGACCAUACCCUUCUGAUGCUUCCAACCAGGCGCAAUCUGCAGGGAGCUCAAGAAAGAAGUCAGAACGUUGUGUCACAGGUCUGGCUAGCGAUGCCCUUGAUCGGGUUGUUAUUGCUGGUACGUUGGAUGGGACCGUUAACUUCUUUGAUUUUCAUACAACGAAACUGGAGCAGACCCUGGUCCUUCCAUCAGCCGUCGUGUCACUCACACUGCACAGCGAUAGUGGUCUUCUUGCAGUGAUCUGUGAUGACCUCAUCGUCCGUAUCAUUGAUAUCGAGACAAGAAGAGUGGUCCGAGAGCUAGGCGGAUUCCGGGGCAGAGUCCUAGAUGUUACCUUCUCGCCAGAUGCAAGAUGGUUGCUCACUACGUCGCUGGAUUCCAUCAUCAGAACAUUCGAUGUGCCUACUGGUCGCUUGAUCGACGCUUUCCGGACGUCCAGCGUGGCUACUAGUAUCACCUUCUCGCCGACAAAUGAUUUCCUCGCUACCUCUCAUGUUGACAGUGUAGGCGUGUACCUUUGGGCGAAUAGAGCGCAGUAUGCGGACAUAACAUUCCAGGGCAUUGCCGAGGAUGAAGUCGCUACCAUGGCAUUGCCUUCGGUGCAAGGAGAAGCUGAGGACGAAGCACUCGAAGCAUUGUCAUCAUUGACUGUUCAAGAAAAACCGACGGACGUGUUUAUUACGCCAGCACAGCUGGAUGAUGACCUUGUUACUCUCACGCUACUCCCGCGAGCAAGAUGGCAGACCCUACUAAAUCUCGAGGUCAUUCAGCAACGUAACAAACCAAAAGAACCUCCAAAACCUCCUGAGCAAGCACCUUUCUUCUUGCCUACACUGCCCGGAGUUGAGACCCGAUUCGCAAUCGAUCAAUCAAAACCGGAAGAAAGCAAGAAGGAAACGAAGAGACUACAAAAGACUGCGGCAUCGUCUGAAAGCGUCUUCUAUAAGAAGCUCGUGGCGGAGGAUCCUGAUGGUAUCUACGAGGACUUCUACAAUUACCUCAAAGCCAUCUCCCCAGCAGCUGUCGAUCUUGAGAUCCGUUCUCUCGCCUCAUUGGAUUCCAUGCGGCGAUUCCUCACCUCACUCAUCCAGAGACUACGGUCACAUAGAGACUUCGAAGCGGUUCAAGCCUUCCAAGCUGUCUUCCUUCGAAUACAUGGCGAUGUGUUGAUUGCCAACGAGGAGCUCCGAGAGGAGUUGCUCACGCUGCAGGCAGUACAGAAGACGGAGAGUGAAAGGCUUAUUGACCUCCUUUCUUCGUCGCUAGGUACUUUGGGCUUCGUAAGAGAUACUAUGUGAUCUGCUGUAGUUGUAUAUUGUAGGAAACGGUGUUCUAUUCAUCUUGCAUGGGAUGUUCAUAUACGCUUGCGCGACAGGCAAGGCAUUAUAAAUAUUCACAUUCUUGUAUUUCCCUAAACGACCUGCCAUAGGUUAAGCGUGAAUAACGCUCCCCGUCAACACGUCAUGUACCAGAUGCAGCCUAAACAGAGAUGUUGCUGGAUACCGACGACGAAAUAGUACGUAGAUGACGGAUAGUGCGCCCAAGCCUGUGUACAUAAAUAUUCGGACGUGUUUAGCCAAUGCGAAAG
Molecule: messenger RNA, 3515 nt
Organism: Somion occarium
Lineage: Eukaryota; Fungi; Basidiomycota; Agaricomycetes; Polyporales; Cerrenaceae
Source: the annotation of a GenBank genome assembly